This is a messenger RNA of Terrapene triunguis (Three-toed box turtle), 2713 nucleotides long. RefSeq names its product TNF alpha induced protein 8 like 3 (gene TNFAIP8L3). Gene Ontology annotation, biological process: regulation of apoptotic process. The record is from RefSeq and is a predicted model, not a curated record. Lineage: Eukaryota; Metazoa; Chordata; Testudines; Emydidae. The coding region runs from base 118 to 618 and encodes 166 amino acids. Gene Ontology annotation, cellular component: cytoplasm. The transcript has 2 exons.
CACACAACUCUACUGUCAAGGCUGAUUCCUCACUCUGGCACUUCGAUUGCAGAAGGUCCUGAUUGUUUCAGUUCAAAGAACCUUGCGCUGCAAGCACAGAAAAAGCUCCUGAGUAAAAUGGCUACCAAAACUAUGGCUAACAUGCUCAUCGACGACACAAGCAGUGAAAUAUUUGAUGAGUUAUAUAAAGUAACUAGAGAACAUACAAGGAACAAGAAGGAAGCUCACAAAAUUAUGAAGGACUUGAUUAAAGUGGCAAUAAAAAUUGGGAUCCUCUACCGAAACAAUCAAUUCAACCAAGAAGAGCUGGAAAUCGUAGACAAAUUCAGAAAGAAGUUGAAUCAGACAGCCAUGACAAUUGUCAGUUUUUACGAAGUAGAAUACACCUUUGAUAGAAAUGUUCUCGCAGAACUUCUGAAUGAAUGUAAAGACCUGGUGCACGAACUGGUAGAGCGACACCUGACGCCCAGGUCCCAUGGGCGUAUCAACCAUGUCUUCAAUCACUUUGCAGAUGUGGAAUUCCUCACUGCCCUGUAUAGCCUUGAUGGGGAUUGCCGACCACACCUCAAAAAGAUCUGUGAUGGAAUCAACAAACUACUUGAUGAGAAAGUCCUUUGAAACUUUGCCUUUUACAAAACAAAAACUCAUUCCUAGAGCUGCAAACUGGCCAUACUUGGUGAGUUGUGGCAAAGCUUGUGAGCUUCCUUCCUACCAUCCGCCUACUACACGGACUUCAUCAGAAACCAGCAUGUGCUCACUUGGCUUAUAAUGAAGAAAAACAAAACCAAACCAGAAAGCUACAAAUUGUAAUUCUCAGUUCACAGCGAUUUCAGCCUUUUCAAAGGAGGGAGUCAAUAGGGCUGCUGAUGCUUAUUAUUCAGAACAAGAUCACAGCACAUCAUAACCUCAGUAUCUGUGUUGGGGUCUUGUUGGGUGAAAAUGAACCUAAACUCAAGACACGUGGCUGUGUCAAAGAUAGAAGGGAAAAAGCAGAAAGGGUGUUGCAUGGAAUUGACCCCCAAACUCUUCUUGUAUAUGUUUUUAUUAUUCCUAAAAAAGAUCUUAGAGGCUUAGAUGGAAAGUGGGGUUCUGAUGGGCACAAGUUCUCUCCUUUCAAUAGUGUCAGGAACCGAUAGGAGAGCACAUCUCCAAUUUUGCAAGUGAUUAAGACCAUACUGGAGAGCAGAACUUAAUAAAAUGGGGAGAAGUGAGAAGAGUAGAGAAACUUCUUUAAGAAGCAUGUUCCCACUAGAGAUUUUUGCUUUGCAUCUGAGAAUAGAAGUGAGAAACUUGUGAUUUUGAUUCUGGAAAAACAGCUCAGUGACUCUAAAGUCAAAUAUAAUGAAGAAACUAAAUCCUGAAGUACAACAUUGGCUUCAACAACAACAUGGGUCCCACAGGCUCAAGCACACCGUGACAUCAAAUAGGCUUAGAUUAGAGGUCCAUGCUACUUCCUCUGCAAUUACUGUUUUCAGUGCCAGAGCUUAAGUUUCCUGCUGAAGAACACCAUGAUACAAAUGCUGAACACCUGAGAGGAAUAGUGAUAUUACUGGAUCAAUGUAGCCAUCAUCUGUCCCUUCCUUCUCCACUGAAAUACCAUUUCCACCUGCAAAUGGCAAAAGCUCUCAAAAGACAAUAUUCAAUGUAUGAAACAACUUUUCAGCUGUGGCUUAGUGUAUGUCCAUCGUAAUUAGUUGUGUUUACAGUCAAAUAGUGAAAUGUAGGAAACGGGGGCCAGGCUGGUAUUUUCACAGUGCCAUCUAAGUAUAGAACAUCCACACCUCUGUAACUAGGGCUUGUUAACAUGAGAAACUUAGGAGCAACAUCAAGGUACCUAUUGCAUCUUAUUCUAUACACAUUUAAAAAAAAAAAACGAACACACACCAACACCUAUUACAGAACAAGGAUGAACUAAAGAACUUGCAGAAAAGUUGCAGUGGUUGCAACAGCACAACUGUCCUGGCAAAAAUCCAGAUUUUGUAAUCCCCAGUCCAGAGCAUCACAAAAGAAAGCAGCAUGGUAUAGUGCUUAAAACAACCAAUUCAAGCUCUGCCAUGGACUUCUGUAAUCUUUGACAAGUCACUUAGCUUCUCCGUGUUCCAAUCUGAAAAAUUUCCUCUUUGUAAAUUGCUCUGAAAUUAUUGAAUUAAAAAAAAAACCCCACUAGGUAAGAGCUUAGCAUUGCUAUUAGGAAACUAAGACUGAGGAAAUCCUGGUACCAAACAAAAUGCUGGCAGAGAAUUAUAUUGCUCGUUAUUGAACUGAGGUGACUUUUCUCUUUUAGAGGCAGAGGGGAAAUGCAUUACCAGUUCAUCUGAAAGCCAACUUUGUUGUGAAAAAAUCCUCCACAAGUCAAAUUAAUUAAUUUCAACCUUUACAUUGCACCCAUUAAUCUUUGUACUCUAUCUGCAAUAGAGCAGAGCACUACAGAAACUGUAGGCUCUAUGAUAGAACAUUUUCAUACUUCAAGGCCUCCUAGAAGCAAGACAUUCACUGCAAUAUGCCAAGUGGUCAGUCUCAGAAAACGAGUUGAUCUACUCAACAUAGGUGGGUGAGAAACAGGUUUUUUGUACUGCAUAUAUUUGAGAGUUCAAAAUAUUUUCCCAUCUCAAAUCAGGGCAAAAAGUGAAAUUUCAAAAACAUUCAGGAACCGGGGGUGGAGGUGGCGCAGAUUUUUGUUUUGAGUCAAUCCAAAUGUUUCAUUUCAAUAAUU